Messenger RNA from Saccostrea cuccullata (small rock oyster), 1503 nucleotides. RefSeq lists its product as uncharacterized. Gene Ontology annotation, molecular function: zinc ion binding; protein binding; ubiquitin protein ligase activity. Lineage: Eukaryota; Metazoa; Mollusca; Bivalvia; Ostreida; Ostreidae. The transcript has a single exon. The record is from RefSeq and is a predicted model, not a curated record. Gene Ontology annotation, biological process: proteasome-mediated ubiquitin-dependent protein catabolic process; protein polyubiquitination; negative regulation of translation. The coding region runs from base 3 to 1199 and encodes 398 amino acids.
AUAUGGCGACGAGCUCACUAGCUCAGGAUCUAGUCCGAUGUGACGUGUGCACUGGUCCUAAGGAAGCUGCCGCAAUACUCUGUAAUACAUGUCAUGUCAAACUUUGUAAAUCAUGUAUGUCAAUUCAUGUCCACCAGGCCGGCCAUUCUCACGACAUUGUGCAGAUCGGACGCCAAGACUCCCAGCAGCCCUAUACAACGUGUAAAACACACGACGGUAAUACAUGUGCUAUCCAGUGUGUACAAUGUGAAAUUCCAGUCUGCAAUAAAUGCAUAAUUUCUGGGAGACAUAAGAACCAUGAUUUCAUGGACAUUUCUGACCACAUCGAAGAUGUGAAAGCCAGUGAUGUUGUUGAGACAGGAGACAUAUGCAGUACUGAAAAAGGUUCCACCCUUCUGUUAGAAAUAGAUACCAAUAGUUCUGAUUUAAACCGCAUUGCAAUUUGUCAGCCAGAUAAAAUAUGGAUUUCUGUCCUGUAUGAAAGCACCAUUUUGUGUCUGGGCUUCUCUGGUGCUGUGAAAGACAGUGUAAACGUCAUUUCCGGUGAAUAUCCAUCCGAUAUUGCUGCAAAUAGUGAAAAAGACCUUUAUGUGUGUGAUUGGAAAGAUAGAACGGUUAGCAAGUACAAUAUGGACAAUAAAGCAUUAGACAUUUUUGUCAGAUUGGAGGAAUGGACGCCACGUGCCAUUUGUGUAGGAAACUCUGGAGAUCUUUAUGUUUGCAUGACUAACGGCCAUCGUAACCAAUGCAAAGUGAUCCAGUACGAUGAUAGGUCCAUCAAGAAAGAAAUUCAGAAUGGUGACCAAGGGGAAGCAUUGUUUUCUUACCAAGGCGGGGACGUCUUCAUGACAGAAAAUGGAAACGAGGACAUAUGUGUAUCAUUGACAGCAAACAGGUCGUUGGUGGUUGUGAAUGAAGCCGGGGAGUUCCGAUUUAGUUACCGCGGAAACCUCCAGAGCCAGAGAGUUGGGGAGUUUUCACCACACGGUGUGGCGACGGACCGUCUUUACCAGAUUUUGAUAGCCGACUCAGAGAACCACUGCAUUCAUAUCGUUGACAGAGAUGGACAUUUUGUCACGUUUAUUGAUAACAUCGCUCUCAUGGAUCCAAGAGACAUCGCAGUUAACUCCUCAAACGGCAAUUUGUUCGUGUGUGAAUUCAGCACCGGUAAAAUAAAAGUAAUUAAAUAUUUAACAUAGAGACCAGUGAUAAUAGAGAAUGAUAUUAUUACCUUUUACGUUGAUAUUAUUAGCUCGACCGAGCAAAAGGCUCAGAUGAGCUUUACAUCACAAAAUAUUCAGUUAUUCGUUGUAUGUCGGUGCUUUUGUCGUCAGUGGCUUAUACAUUUCUCAGUUCAAUUUUCUUCAGAACCACUAUAGGCAAAAUUUCAACCACGAGCACAGAACAUACUGUGAUAAAGAAGAUUCAUUUUGGGUUUCCCGUAGCAAAACAGGAACACUGCCAUUCUUUCUAUAAUAUUAAAGGGUACUCAUCUUAAAAUUA